AUGCGGUUUGGAGUGAAAGGCAAAUUGGCACUGAGAUAUGUUGGGCCAUAUGAGAUUCUUGAGAAAAUCAACCCGGGGACGUAUCGGGUUGCUUUACCUACAAUCAUGGAAUAUAUGCAUAAUGCUUUUCAUGUUUCGAUGCUUCGGGAAUAUUUACGAGAUCCAUUCCAUGCGAUUGAGCCAACUCAUGUGCUUCUGAAGGAUGACUAUGCGUACAAAGAUAGGCCAAUUCAAAUUGUGAAUCGCAGAAUCAAACGAUUGAGGAACAAAGAAAUAUCGUUGGUCAAAGUUGAUUGGCAAAACCAUGGAGGGACCUAUGCAACUUCGGAGACGGAGGAAGAUAUGAUGAGAAGAUACCUUGAUUUGUUUCCUUUGGACCUGAUGUUCUUUCAAAAUGAAGAUUCAGAUGUGGUUUGA
Messenger RNA from Camellia sinensis, 417 nucleotides. The record is from RefSeq and is a predicted model, not a curated record. NCBI's taxonomy places the organism in Eukaryota, Viridiplantae, Streptophyta, Magnoliopsida, Ericales, Theaceae.